Molecule: messenger RNA, 897 nt
Organism: Oreochromis niloticus (Nile tilapia)
Lineage: Eukaryota; Metazoa; Chordata; Actinopteri; Cichliformes; Cichlidae
Gene: mrpl32
Product: mitochondrial ribosomal protein L32
Exons: 3
Coding region: 98-628 (176 amino acids)
Biological process (GO): translation
Cellular component (GO): mitochondrial large ribosomal subunit
Molecular function (GO): structural constituent of ribosome
Source: RefSeq, a predicted model, not a curated record
AGUGCAGCUUGGCGUCGCUAUUUAACGACGUAGGGAUCCUCAGUGACCGUGAGCUGUUUGACAUGCUGGGAGAAGAGGAAGCGCGUUGGUAACAAAAAUGAUGAAUUUAUCCGCGUUAAUUCACAGCCUCAGGUGCUCUCUGCUGCGCAUUGAGAGUAGACUUUUGCAGGCGGCUGGACUAGAAGCACAGUUGGCUCCGGGUCUGGCUGUGAACGGCCCCAGCCUCUUGCCUCAGCUCGGCCAGGAGCAGCAGCUGGAGGAGCAGCAGCCCGGCCUCCUGGACAGCAUCAUGUGGAUGGCAGCACCCAAGAAGAGGCGCACAAUCGAGAUUAACCGCACCAGGAGGAGAGCUGAGAGCAAACUUAUAAAAGUCAAGAACAACAUCGAGCCGUGUCCAGUGUGUGGCCACUUGAAACAGAAACACAUCCUGUGUGGCUUCUGUUACGCUAAGGUGUGCAAGGAGACCGGUAUGAUUCGUCAUCAGAUUCAAGCCAUGGAAGGAGGCCCAUUAAAGGCCCCCACUGUGGAGACUGUGGUCCUAUAUGAGGGGGAAACCCCAAAGGAGCAGGACAAAGACAAGAGGAUAGUGGAGAGGCCCAGGAAAAGGCCUGCAUGGUUCAGCUACUGAUGCUGUGUGUGACAUAUACCACGACAAACAGCAUAUUUCAGUGUCUCUGGGUCAGUUUUUCUUCCACAAAUUAAGAAUUAGUUUGUUCAGAACUGAUCCAGAGAGCUUAAACAUCAGAUACGCGUUUCCCGUAGAAAAUAUGCCUUUGGAGUUGAUGAUAUCAUAGUUCAAUUUUUGUAACUGUUAAAGCCAAGACUGUCAGAUUAUGGACAUAAUUUAACUGCAUAAUACUUUUGAUGGUUUGACAAUAAAUUCCUUAUUUGAAAACA